GGUAGUAACAGGGAAAUAGACGCGCUUGAAGGUGUUAUUUUGUCGUUUUUUUAGGUCGUGUGACGUGACAUUGUGUCGCCUGUGAAGCCAGUCGGGUUGAGAUGAACGUCGGGGUUUCCCUCUCUGAGCCAGACACUUUGUGCUUCAGCGGCGAAUUAGACAACAGCUCCUUCAUCAUGCAGCUUGUAGAAAAAAGACGGAAAAGCCCUACAUGUUGAUUAAAUUUCGACACCGGUGCGAGUCUGAAUGAGAGAAAACCUUCCUCCCCCCCUCCCUGCAAGCGGCUGACAAAACAGUCUCACAUCCUGGAGCUGCCUCACUUCUUCUCCUCCUUUCUCCCUCUCCUUCUUCAUCCGCCGGGUGUUGCAUACGGUAUGAUAUGUUGAUGACAUUUUUUUGGAAGUGGUCGUGCCUUUUGUUUUCAUUUGGGGAUAUGCGGAUCGGCGAGCGCCACGAAACGCAAACGAGAGGACCUUUUUCUCUGCCGUGAAAAUGAGGAAGCGCUUUCAUAGAGACCCAGAAAAUGGCAAGAAGGAGAUCUCGUCGUCCGUGGGCCCGGAUUUGAGUAAAAUGAGAAGGAAAGGAGCAAAUGCAACAGCAGCAUGAACAUUUACCCCCCCUCACACACACACACAGACAGAGAAUGACACCAAAGGAGGUAAAACGGUGGAGGUAGAGAAGACGCAGCAUCAAUGAAGGCGAUCUUGACAAGUUUUAAGUCGCUCAUAAUGAACAGAAAUACUUUACAGCUUGAUUGCAGCUCGUUUCCACAAUAUUGAAAGAUUUUUUCCGGCUUUGAGAGAUUUCCUAACUCACCAGUCAUAUAUUUUCGCAUUGCAUUUGUCUUUUUUCCCCAUUGAUUAUUAUUAUUUUAUAUUUUUGAUCCGGAUCCAGCCCUGACUAUUCAAUGGAAGUAUGUUAUCAGCUGCCGGUUUUGCCUCUAGACAGGCCGGUUCCCAAGCAUGUCCUCAGCCGGAGGGGAGCCAUUAGUUUCAGCUCCAGCUCUUCCCUCUUCGGGGCUCCUGAUCCGAGACAGCUGUCACAGAGACGUGGGGCCAUCUCCUACGACAGCUCAGACCAGACAGCACUGUACAUUCGCAUGCUAGGAGAUGUGAGAGUGAGAAGUCAGGUUGGAUUUGAACCGGAACGAAGAAGCUCCCACCCGUACCUGUGCAUCGACUUCCGAACUCUUCACGCACGGCUGGGCUGUGGGUCACCCGGCUCUGACCCUGAAAGGAGGGUCCACAGACUGCUCAGCUUCCAGAGGUACCUGCACUCGUCCCGCCUGCUGCGGGGAAUCCCCCAGCAGAUCCCCCUUCACAUCCUGGAUGAAGACUACACUGGACAGGCCAGAUGCAUGCUGGAGAAAGUCGGGAACUGGAAUUUUGACAUUUUCCUCUUCGAUAGGUUGACAAAUGGAAACAGCCUGAUCACUCUGACCUUCCACCUGCUGAACCAGUAUGGCCUCGUGGAGCUCUUCCAGCUGGACAUGGUCAAACUCUGGAGGUUCCUGGUCAUGGUCCAGGAGGACUACCACAGCAACAACCCCUACCACAAUGCAGUCCAUGCUGCAGAUGUCACACAGGCCAUGUACUGCUACAUGCAGGAACCCAUGCUCGCUAGGUCUCUGACCUCCUAUGACAUCCUACUGGGACUGCUAGCAGCUGCCACUCAUGACCUGGACCAUCCUGGGGUCAACCAGCCUUUCCUCAUCAAGACUGACCACUAUCUAGCUACACUCUACAGGAAUACCUCAGUUCUGGAAAACCACCACUGGAAGUCGGCAGUGGGGCUGCUCAGAGAGACUGGGCUGUUCUCCCACCUGCCAGCUGAGGACAGGCUGAGCAUGGAGAGGGAGUUGGGCUCUUUAAUCUUGGCCACGGACAUCAGCAAACAGAAUGAUUACCUGUCCAGGUUUCGUCUGCACCUGGACCAGGAGAACCUGUGCUUGAGCAGCGCCAGCCACCGCCACUUCAUCCUGCAGAUGGCUCUGAAGUGUGCGGACAUCUGUAACCCCUGCAGACCCUGGGAGCUGAGCAAACAGUGGAGUGAGAAAGUGACCGAGGAAUUCUUCAAACAAGGAGACAUUGAGAAGAAGCACAAACUUGAAGUCAGCCCAGUUUGUAAUAGAGAGAACAACACAGUUGGCAACAUUCAAAUAGGCUUCAUGUCAUAUGUGGCGGAGCCGCUGUUUGCAGAAUGGGCCCGUUUCUCCGACACGCGUCUGUCUCAGACCAUGCUGGGUCACAUGGGGCUGAACAAAGCCAGCUGGGGCGGCCUGCAGCAGGAACAAACCACUGUCUCCGAGGAAGCAGAGCCCAGCACAGCCGGCACCGACGCCGAGGAUGGCGCCGCCCGAAGAAAUGAUAACACAGCUACCGGCGCAGGAGGGACCAGCUCCAAAGAAAUACCUCAGGGAAGCAGAGAAUCCUGACACUCCUCGUGUGCCCUUUCACCUCGACCUCCUGACCCCUGGCCCCCCGGCCCCCCGGCCUCAGGGUCUCACCACACACUGGGGACCGGGUGGGGCAUCCACAGCCUGCAGCCCUGCCGCUGCCUCACCUGAUCCUAACACUUUGUUUAUGUUUUGUUGCUUUUGCCUCCCAUCUUGAUAAACCACUGAUUUUAUUUAAUUUAUUUAAUUUUUAAUUCCUCUUUUUUGACAUAGAGCAAUACAUAGAUACCUCAUUUGGCUACUGCUGUAUUUUCUUUUCUUUUAUUUAUUUGUCCACUGUAGUUUUGGCAUUACUGACUGAACACACCACUUUUUUGUGUUGGUGAACCUUAAGGGGAAAGCAGUAUAAAAACUGAAGACAUUUUUCUGGUAUUUUGAAGUGCCAUUUGAAAACAAAGAUUUUGAAGAAUGAUCUGAACUGAACUGUCUGAGACAACUGGAGUAUUCAGACAUGAGACCCUCCUGAGACUUUAGAGUAAUGCCAUGUUGCAUUUGUAUUGAAGAUUCUUCCUCAUGUAAAGACAAAAUGAUAAAAAAAACAAACAAAA
This is a messenger RNA of Scomber scombrus (Atlantic mackerel), 3003 nucleotides long. It is a transcript of the gene pde7a, whose product is annotated as phosphodiesterase 7A. Lineage: Eukaryota; Metazoa; Chordata; Actinopteri; Scombriformes; Scombridae. Gene Ontology annotation, molecular function: 3',5'-cyclic-AMP phosphodiesterase activity. The transcript has 12 exons. Bases 908 to 2434 code for a protein of 508 amino acids. The record is from RefSeq and is a predicted model, not a curated record.